AACUCCUUCCUCUUCAUGGACUCCCCCACCCAGGACCAGCUCUCCGUCAUGGACGCCUGUCUCCACAACCUCUACGACGUCCCCCGCGCAAAGCAGGUCUUCGAGGACCUCCGCCAGUCAAAGGGCGGAGAGCCCCUCCUCGAGCCCCGCAUAUACAACUCUUUUCUCGAGGCCUAUCUCGAGCUGGCAGGCAGGGACCCGGACGAGAGGCACCAGUGGCUCGAGGAGGCAUGGUCUCUCUUCGGUGUCAUGCAGAGCAGGGAGGAGAGCGUGCAGCCGACCGCAUCGACAUAUGCGACCAUGCUCUUGGCCUGGGUCCGGUAUAGCAGCGAUCCGGAAACGGCACCCAAGAACGCAGUGAACCCAAGCCAGCUUCUCUCCCAUAUCGUGGACGAAGAGAUACCCAUCACGUCUGUCGUCGCUGACAGAGCCAUCACCUCGUCGGACGAGGCAGCAAGCAUCAUCACCCUGCUCUCCAAAGCUGCCGUCGAGCUCUCUCUCCCGCGCAUCGUGGGCGAGCUUGGCCAAGCCCACAGCGCGGGCAUGCACGAGAUCGAGGAAGACGCCGUCCCCCAAGCCACGCCCGUCAGAAAGCGAAAGGCAACAACGGUAGACGGCCAGACGUUCGACGAGGAAGUCCCCUUCAACCUCGACAAUCUCCGCAAGCACCUCACCCAGGUCGCCCUCGCCCGUCGCGUGCUCCCCGAGGACGUCGCCUCGCGCCAGAAGCUGCUCGAGGACAGCGCGAUCGACGUCGCCAUUGCGCGUCUACAGCACGAGGCGAAGCUGCUCGACGACCUCGAAAUCGGCAAUCCGCGCCUCAACAAGCCCAAGCUCCGUCAGUGGAUGUGGGAGUGGCACACGCGCCUUACCGCGCGCCUCACCGCGGAGGUGCGCGAGGUCGUGGACGCCGAGCGGCAAGCUGGUGCCACACCAGCACCCUCGAACCGCAAACCCGCGACGCAGAUCGGCCCGUUCCUUUCCCUCAUCAAGCCCGAAAAGCUCUCGCUGCUCGUCAUCCUCGAAGUCAUGCGCCUCUCAGGGUCAGGCGGCGUCCUCGACGGGAUGAAGACCGCGCGCGCGCUGCUCACCGUCGGCCGUGCGGUCGAGAACGAGUACAAGGCGGAGAUGUGCAAGAAGAACAACAUCGCGGUGCCGCAGCACACGCGCUUCUCGGGCGAUGUCAAUUUCUUCUCGGGCAACGGAUAUAAAGCGCUGCAGGCAGGGCGGCUUGCGGCGGCCAAGUACCUCGAGGAGAACGAGGAGUGGACGUCGGACUGGACGCAGCAGCUGCGGGUCAGGAUCGGCGGCAUUUUGGUGGACUGUUUGAUGGAUGUGGCGACGAUCGAGCGGCAGGCGGUGGAUAAGCGGACGGGGGAGAAGAUUUCGGAGCAGCAACCGGCGUUCUACCAUGCGUACGAGUACGUGCGGGGUCAAAAGUUGGGUGUUAUACGGAUCAACCCUUUUGUCGCGGAGCACCUCGCCAAGGACGGGAUGCAGGGCACGCUGCACCCGCGCCAUCUGCCCAUGCUCGUCCAGCCGAAGCCGUGGGUCAACGCCGAGCAGGGCGGGUACAUCUACAGCAAAUCCUCAGCGAUGCGGUACAAAGACUCGAUCGAGCAGCAAAAGUACCUGCAGCACGCCUCCGCGCUGGGCAACUGCGAGCUCGUGUACGCAGGGCUGGAUGUGCUGGGGAGCACACCGUGGAAGGUGAACGAGAAGGUGUUCGAUAUCGUGCUGCAGGUGUGGAACUCGGGCGAGCGCCUCGGCAAGAUGCCGCCGGCGGUGUUCGAUGUGCCCGAGCCGGAGCGGCCCGCGAAUGUGGAGACGGACGUGAAGGCGAAGACGGUGUAUGGGCAGCGGAUGCGCGCGUGGACGAACGAUAAGGCGAAUGCGCACUCGGAUCGGUGUAGUGUGAAUUAUAAGAUCGAGGUCGCGAGGGCUUUCCUGGGCGACACGAUGUAUCUCCCACACAACCUCGACUUCCGUGGGCGCGCGUACCCGAUUCCGCCGCAUCUGAACCACCUCGGGGACGACCUGAGUCGCGGCCUGCUGAGGUUCGCCAAGGGCAAGCCCUUGGGAGUGCGGGGUCUGCGGUGGCUCAAGAUCCACAUCGCGAACUUGUACGGGUUCGACAAGGCGAACUUUGACGAGCGCGAGGAGUUCGCGAUGAAGUAUCUCGAGGAGAUUUACGAUUCGGCUGAGAACCCGCUUACGGGCAAACGAUGGUGGAUGAAAGCCGACGACCCGUGGCAAUGCCUCGGCGCGUGCAUCGAGCUCAAGGCCGCGCUCGACGCGCCGGAGCCGACCGCGUACGUCUCGCAUCUGCCCGUGCACCAGGACGGGACGUGCAACGGGCUGCAGCACUACGCCGCGCUCGGCGGAGAUCAGCAGGGCGCCGCGCAGGUGAACCUCGCGGUGACUGACCGCCCCUCGGACGUGUACACGCACGUUGCGAAGAUGGUGGAGCGGCGGCUGGCGGAGGACUGCGUCAAGGGCGAGAAGCAUGCGGAGUUGCUGUUGGGCAAGAUCACGCGGAAGGUGGUGAAGCAGACGGUGAUGACGACGGUGUAUGGGGUGACGUUUGUGGGUGCGCGAGAUCAGAUUGAGCGGCAGUUGAGUGAUCGGAAGGAUAUUCCGGAGGAGGCGUGUUGGGCUGCUGCUGCGUACUUGGCGCAUAUUACGCUGAACUGCAUUGGCGACCUGUUCAGCGGCGCCAAGGCAAUCCAGAACUGGCUCAACCUCUGCGCGCGGCUCAUCUCUAAAUCCAUACCCGCCGAACGCGUCGCAUCGGCGCUCGAGGCGCCCAAAGCGCGCAAGGGCAAGGGCGCGAAGGCCCUGGCCGAGGGUGGCAACGGCGGCGCGAACAACCGGAUCAAGAACGAGCAGAUGACGUCGGUGGUGUGGACGACGCCGCUGGGCCUGCCGAUUGUGCAGCCGUACCGCAAGGACAAGAAGAAGCAGAUUAUUACCAGUUUGCAGACGGUGUUUAUCUCGGACCCGAAUACGCCGGCGGAGGUGAACACGAUGAAGCAGGCGUCGGCGUUUCCGCCGAAUUUUAUACAUAGUUUGGAUGCGACGCAUAUGAUGUUGACGGCGUUGGAGUGUCGGAAACAAGAUAUUACGUUUGCGUCGGUGCACGACUCGUACUGGACGCACGCGGCGAGCAUCGACGAUAUGUCGGCCAUCAUCCGGAGCACGUUUGUCGAUCUGCAUUCGUCUGAUAUUCUCGGUCGGCUGCGCAGCGAGUUCGAAGAGCGCUACGCGACGCACAAGAUCCCCGUCGCGUCCCUUUCGAGCAAGUCGCUCAUCAAGUCGCUCCAGCAGUCCGGCGUCACGAUCGACCCCGCCUCGGAGAUGGCGCGGGCGGUCGAGAACACCGGGCUGGCGUCGCUCUUCGCCUCCGAGGGCGACAACACGGUGGAGACCGUGAGCGAGGAUGGCACUGCGAUCAAGACCACGCGCCGCCGGCGCAAGCCCAGGGCCGCCAAGGCCGAUGCUGACAGUGCCGAGGCCGAGGCCGGGGCUGAAGGCGACGCGGUUGCGGUGAGCCCCGAGAUGUCGACGAAGUUCGUGGACAUGACGGCGAUGCUGCCGCCGUUGCCGAAGAAGGGCGACUUUGACGUCGAGACGAUCAAGGGCUCGCUGUACUUCUUCUCGUAAAUCCCCUCCUCCGCCUCUUUCUCUUCCUUUUUUUUCAAUGCUUUUUGCAUUGCUCGGUUUUCAUCGUUCAUCGUUCAUCGUACAUUAUUCACUUUUUAUCUCUGCUUGUGAUCGCAUCAUUCCCCCCGUUUUUUUCUUUCUACAUACAGCUUUGGUUUAGUUCUCCCUUGCUCUCGCACCCCCAUUCACCAUUCACCAUUAACAUGCACAUAUACACACUCCGUACAGCUCACUGGCCCCUAUAA
Messenger RNA from Coniophora puteana RWD-64-598 SS2, 3908 nucleotides. RefSeq names its product DNA/RNA polymerase. Gene Ontology annotation, biological process: mitochondrial transcription. Gene Ontology annotation, cellular component: mitochondrial DNA-directed RNA polymerase complex. Lineage: Eukaryota; Fungi; Basidiomycota; Agaricomycetes; Boletales; Coniophoraceae. The transcript is spliced from 11 exons. The record is from RefSeq and is a predicted model, not a curated record. Bases 16 to 3663 code for a protein of 1215 amino acids. Gene Ontology annotation, molecular function: DNA-directed RNA polymerase activity; mitochondrial promoter sequence-specific DNA binding; protein binding.